UCUUUCAAGAAUGCAUGGCUUCCUCCUAUUCCGCUUCAACAGAAGCCCUUAAAAUCCUGCUGCUAUGGCAGCAAGGGUUAUCCAUUUCAUAGGCGAGGGUGGGGGAGAAGCAAGCCGAACCUCUGAUCGACCCGGACACGUCAAAAAUUCUCGGCGCCGAGAGAAAGACGAGAUUCAGUAAGUAAUUCAGUGAGUGCUUUCUUUUAUAAGAAGAGCGUCGGCUUGGAAGAAGAAAAUGAAAUACGAACAACCGCGCUGGUUGUAAUAGAUCGACUUGAAUGCGUCUUCUUGCUCCAGCAUUCAAGUUCCAUUUCAAGGGAGGACGACGUACCAUGAUACUUUCUGUUUUGUCGAGCCCUGCUUUGGUCUCUGGUUUGAUGGUUGUACGUGCUAAAAAUCCGGUACAUUCCGUUUUGUUUCCCAUCCUAGUCUUUUGCGACACUUCUGGUUUACUUAUUUUGUUAGGUCUCGACUUCUCCGCUAUGAUCUCCCCAGUAGUUCAUAUAGGAGCUAUUGCCGUUUCAUUCCUAUUCGUGGUUAUGAUGUUCAAUAUUCAAAUAGCGGAGAUUCACGAAGAAGUAUUGCGCUAUUUACCAGUGAGUGGUAUUAUUGGACUGAUCUUUUGGUGGGAAAUGUUCUUCAUUUUAGAUAAUGAAACCAUUCCAUUACUACCAACCCACAGAAAUACGACCUCUCUGAGAUAUACGGUUUAUGCCGGAAAGGUACGAAGUUGGACUAAUUUGGAAACAUUGGGCAAUUUACUUUAUACCUACUAUUCCGUCUGGUUUUUGGUUUCUAGUCUGAUUUUAUUAGUUGCUAUGAUUGGGGCUAUAGUACUUACUAUGCAUAGGACUACAAAGGUGAAAAGACAGGAUGUAUUCCGACGAAAUGCCUUGGAUUCUAGGAGCCAUAUAAUGAACAGGACUAUUUCUCCUUUUGGCCAUAGCCAUAGAAGAAGCUUCUCCUCCGGAGCGGGGGGACCGCCUGACAAUUACAAAGAAACCUUUAAAAUGUGGAUUUAGUGCUCAGAAUAUAAGGAUUUCCCUGGCUUAAAAUGCAAGAUAGACAGACUUCUUGCAUUCCUUGAGCCUGGGGAGAUCCUAUUCAUGGUAAACACGUUCCCCCGGGACUUUCCUCUGCUCGAGAUCUUAAAACCCCAGGAUAUCCGAAAUAUAAUUGCUCACUCGCACAAGCAGUGGAAGCCACCCAAAAAGGGAGGCUAGUAAAUUUUUUUGGUAGGUUUGUAUUGUUUCUCGAAUUGGUAGGUUUCUCGAAGUAGUUUUAGUAGGUUUCUCAGGAAAUAGAGAUGCCGAGGCCCCUACUUACCUUAUGGGUAGGUAGGGGGAAGGAAGAGUGGGUCAGAGGGCUUCCUUCACAGUGCAUACC
This is a messenger RNA of Triticum aestivum (bread wheat), 1386 nucleotides long. RefSeq names its product NADH-ubiquinone oxidoreductase chain 6. NCBI's taxonomy places the organism in Eukaryota, Viridiplantae, Streptophyta, Magnoliopsida, Poales, Poaceae. The transcript has a single exon. Bases 279 to 1022 code for a protein of 247 amino acids. Gene Ontology annotation, molecular function: NADH dehydrogenase (ubiquinone) activity. The record is from RefSeq and is a predicted model, not a curated record.